GGAGCGGCACGGAGUCGCGCUGUCUCUGGGUGGGAGAAGGAGGAGAAAAGCAAGCUGCAGCUGGUGGCCCGGAAGACCGGGCGGGUGUGCUCUGCAGCUCGGGGUACCGAAGCUUGCCCCCCCAAAAGGAAAGCAGCCUAGGCCUUGACAAGUUUCCUUGGUAUAUGGGAGCCAGAGAAUGGACAGUUGACAGAAUUACCAGACUUAGUGAUGACAUUGUGGACGAGCAGGGUCUUGGCACAAAAUGAAUAUAAUUAGGGAAAAUAAAGAUUUGGCCUGUUUCUACACAACAAAACAUUCAUGGAGAGGAAAGUAUAAACGAGUCUUCUCAGUUGGAACUCAUGCCAUCACAACUUAUAAUCCUAAUACGCUUGAAGUUACAAAUCAGUGGCCUUAUGGAGACAUCUGUAGCAUCAGCCCUGUUGGAAGAGGACAAGGAACAGAAUUCAGUCUCACAUUUCGUAAGGGGAGUGGGAAAAAGUCUGAGACACUCAAGUUUUCUACAGAACACAGAACAGAACUCCUUACAGAAGCACUGAGAUUCAGAACUGAUUUUGCUGAAGGAAAAAUCACAGGAAGGAGAUACAACUGUUACAAGCACCAUUGGAGUGAUACAAGAAAACCUGUCAUUCUAGAAGUGACUCCUGGAGGCUUUGACCAAAUUGAUCCUGCAACUAAUAAAGUCCUGUGUUCUUAUGACUACAGAAAUAUUGAAGGAUUUGUUGAUCUCUCUGACUAUCCAGGAGGAUUCUGUAUACUUUAUGGAGGAUUUAGUAGACUACAUUUAUUUGCUUCUGAGCAAAGGGAAGAAAUAAUCAAAAGUGCAAUAGAGCAUGCUGGCAAUUAUGUUGGUAUCUCUUUGAGGAUAAGAAAAGAACCAUUAGAAUUUGAACAGUAUUUGAGUCUCCGCUUCGGGAAAUACAGCAAUGAUGAAUCUAUUACAUCUUUAGCAGAGUUUGUGGUUCAGAAGAUAUCUCCUAGACAUCAGGAACCAGUGAAAAGGAUAUUGGCUCUUACAGAGACCUGCUUAGUGGAACGUGACCCAGCUACAUACAACAUUGCAACACUGAAACCCUUAGGAGAGGUAUUUGCAUUGGUGUGCGAUUCUGAAAAUCCACAGCUUUUUACCAUAGAGUUUAUCAAGGGACAAAUCCGAAAAUAUUCUUCAACAGAGAGGGAUUCAUUAUUAGCCAGUUUACUGGAUGGAGUAAGAGCAUCUGGCAAUCGAGAUGUCUGUGUGAAAAUGACACCAACAGACAAAGGCCAGCGGUGGGGUCUCUUAAGUGUGCCAGUGGAUGAGGAAGUUGAAAGCCUUCAUCUGAGGUUCUUGGCAACACCUCCAAAUGGCAAUUUUGCAGAUGCUGUUUUUAGGUUCAACGCGAACAUUUCAUAUAGUGGAGUUCUGCAUGCGGUUACACAAGACGGGCUGUUCUCAGAAAACAAAGAGAAGCUAAUAAAUAACUCCAUAACAGCAUUGCUCUCACAAGAGGGUGACAUUUCAGCAUCUAAUGCAGAGCUUGAAAGCCAGUUUCAAGCUGUCAGAAGACUAGUUGCAUCCAAAGCUGGAUUCCUUGCUUUCACUCAGCUCCCAAAAUUUCGAGAACGCCUGGGUGUGAAGGUAGUGAAAGCUCUGAAAAGAAACAACGGUGGAGUAACUCAUGCUUCCAUUGAUAUGCUCUGUGCCCUCAUGUGUCCUAUGCAUGAUGACUAUGACUUGAGGCAAGAACAGCUAAACAAAGCAUCCCUUCUUUCUUCAAAGAAGUUUCUGGAAAACUUAUUGGAGAAAUUUAAUUCCCAUGUGGAACAUGGAACGGGUGCCCUAGUUAUUAGUUCGCUUUUGGACUUCCUUACCUUUGCUCUCUGUGCUCCAUAUAGUGAGACAACUGAAGGGCAACAGUUUGAUAUGCUACUAGAGAUGGUUGCAUCUAAUGGGAGAACCCUGUUUAAGCUCUUUCAGAACCCUUCCAUGGCCAUUGUGAAGGGAGCUGGGUUGGUUAUGAAGGCAAUAAUAGAGGAGGGAGAUAAAGAGAUAGCAACCAAAAUGCAAGAUCUUGCUCUCAGUGAAGGUGCCUUACCUCGUCACUUGCACACCGCUAUGUUUACAAUAAGCACAGAUCAAAGGAUGCUUACAAAUAGGCAGCUGAGUAGACAUUUAGUGGGCCUCUGGACAGCUGAAAAUAAAACAGCUUUGAAUUUGUUGAAGCGUAUUUUGCCAUCAGGCUUGCUGUCAUACCUGGACAGUAGUGACCCAGUUCCUGAAAAAGAUGCUGAUCGUAUGCAUAUUAGGGAUAACUUAAAAAUUGCAAAUGAUCAGUAUGGCAAGUUUAAUAAAGUGCCAGAGUGGCAACGACUUGCAGGAAAAGCUGCUAAAGAAGUUGAAAAGUUUGCCAAAGAUAAAGUGGACCUGGUUUUGAUGCACUGGAGAGACAAAAUGGGAAUAGCACAGAAAGAGGACAGAAACAAUAUGAAUGUUAAUCAAAAGCCAGUAAUACUGAGGAAAAGAAGGCAAAGGAUAAAAAUACAAGCAAACUGGGAGCUUUUCUACUAUAGAUUUCUCCAAGAUCAUGCUAGAUCUAACUUGAUUUGGAAUUUCAAAACACGGGAAGAAUUAAGAGAUACCCUAGAAUCUGAAAUGCGCGCGUUUCAGAUCGACAGAGAACUUGGCAGUGCUAAUGUCAUAUCCUGGAAUCACCAUGAAUUUGAGGUGAAGUACGAUUGCCUGUCAGAGGAAAUAAAAAUAGGGGAUUAUUAUCUGAGAUUAUUAUUGGAAGAAGAUGAAAGUGAAGAAAGUGGAGCAAUAAAAAAAUCGUAUGAGUUUUUCAAUGAAUUGUACCACCGUUUCCUGCUGACCCCUAAAAUAAACAUGAAAUGCCUCUGUUUGCAAGCCCUGGCUAUUGUUUAUAGCAGAUGUUAUGAGGAAAUAGGCCCAUUUGCUGACACUAGAUACAUUGUAGGGAUGCUGGAAAGGUGCACUGAUAGGCUUGAGCGGGACAGACUGAUACUAUUCCUCAACAAGCUGAUUCUCAACAAGAAAAAUGUCAAGGAGCUCAUGGAUUCAAAUGGCAUCAGAACCCUUGUGGACCUCCUCACUCUGGCUCAUCUUCACACAAGCAGAGCAACAGUACCAUUGCAAAGUAAUGUAAUUGAAGCAGCACCUGAUAUGAAGAGAGAGAGUGAGAAAGAGUGGUAUUUUGGCAAUGCAGACAAAGAGAGGAGUGGUCCUUAUAGCUUUCAUGAGAUGCAGGAAUUGUGGACCAAAGGGAAGCUGACUUCAAAAACACGCUGCUGGGCCCAGGGCAUGGAUGGAUGGCGCCCACUGCAGGUUAUCCCUCAGCUGAAGUGGUGUCUGCUUGCCACUGGACAGGCUGUGCUGAAUGAGACCGAUCUCGCUACACUUAUUCUCAAUAUGCUAGUUACCAUGUGUAGCUAUUUUCCUAGUAGAGAUCAGGACAAUGCCAUUAUACGACCCUUACCCAGAGUAAAAAGGCUCCUUUCAGACAGCACUUGCCUUCCCCAUAUCAUUCAGCUAUUGCUGACUUUUGACCCCAUUCUUGUUGAGAAAGUUGCCAUAUUGCUUUUCUACAUAAUGCAAGACAACCCUCAGUUACCUCGUCUUUACCUCAGUGGAGUGUUCUUCUUCAUCAUGAUGUACACUGGUUCCAAUGUACUCCCUGUUGCAAGGUUUUUGAAGUAUACUCAUUCAAAACAGGCUUUCAAGUCUGAGGAGACAAAAGGACAAGAUAUUGUUCAGAGAAGUAUCCUUGGACACAUUCUUCCAGAAGCUAUGGUGUGCUACUUGGAAAACUAUGAACCAGAAAAAUUUUCUGAAAUCUUUUUGGGUGAAUUUGACACUCCAGAAGCCAUUUGGAGUAAUGAAAUGAGGCGCCUUAUGAUCGAGAAGAUUGCUGCCCAUCUUGCUGACUUCACUCCUCGCCUUCAAAGUAAUACAAGAGCACUUUACCAAUACUGCCCCAUCCCAGUUAUCAGUUAUCCUCAACUGGAGAAUGAGCUGUUCUGUAACAUCUAUUACCUCAGGCAUCUUUGUGAUAAACUUCGGUUUCCUGAUUGGCCAAUUAAAGAUCCUGUUAAACUCUUAAAAGAUACCCUAGAUGCUUGGAAAAAGGAAGUAGAGAAGAAACCGCCUACAAUGUCAAUAGAUGAUGCAUAUGAAGUCCUCCAUCUUGCUAAGGGACAGGGACAGCAUGAUGAAAGCAAGAUCAGAAAAGCGUAUUUCAGAUUGGCCCAGAAAUACCAUCCUGACAAGAAUCCAGAAGGUCGAGAUAUGUUUGAAAAAGUGAAUAAAGCAUAUGAGUUUCUGUGCACGAAGUCAGCCAAAGUGGUGGAUGGUCCAGAUCCUGAGAAUAUAAUUUUGAUUUUGAAAGCUCAAAGCAUCCUCUUCAACAGACACAGAGAAGAUUUGGAGCCCUACAAAUAUGCAGGCUAUCCUAUGCUGAUUAAGACGAUCACGAUAGAAACUUCAGAUGACCUCUUGUUCUCCAAGGAGUCUCCUCUGUUGCCUGCUGCUGCUGAGCUAGCUUUCUACACGGUCAAUUGUUCAGCACUUAAUGCAGAAGAAUUAAGGAGAGAGAAUGGAAUAGAGGUUCUUCAGGAAGCUUUUAAUCGCUGUGUUGCAGUCCUGACACGUUCUAGUAAGCCAGAUGAUAUGUCGGUUCAGGUUUGUGGGCAUAUAAGUAAAUGUUACAGUGUGGCAGCUCAGUUUGAAGAUUGCAGAGAGAAAAUAACUGAAAUGCCAAAUAUCAUCAAGGAUCUCUGUAGAGUGCUGUAUUAUGGCAAGAACAUUCCACGUGUGGCUUCUCUGGGAGUAGAAUGUGUCAGCUCAUUUGCUGUGGAUUACUGGCUACAGACACAUCUGUUUCAAGCUGGAGUUCUGUGGUAUUUACUUGGCUACCUCUUCAAUUAUGAUUACACACUGGAAGAGAGUGGUAUUCAGAAGAGCGAAGAUUCUAAUCAGCAGGAAGUUGCUAACAGUCUUGCCAAACUUGGCCUCCUUGCUUUGAGCCGCCUUGGAGGAUAUCUUCCUGGAGAACAAGCUACCCCUGAAAACCCAACUAUCAGAAAAAGUCUUGCAGGCAUGCUGACCCCCUAUAUUGCAAGGAAGCUUGCUGUGGUUAAUCCUACUGAGAUCCUAAAAAUGCUCAACAGCAACACUGAGAGCCCUUACCUGAUUUGGAACAAUCGGACAAGAGCUGAACUCCUGGAGUUCUUGGAAUCUCAGCAGGAAAGCAUGAUUAAAAGAGGUGACUGUGACAAAAGCUAUGGAUCAGAAUUCGUUUUCAGUGAUCAUGCGAAAGAACUUAUUGUAGGAGAGAUUUUUGUUCGAGUUUACAAUGAAGUCCCCACAUUCCAGCUAGAGCAGCCAAAAGCAUUUGCUGCAAGCCUUUUGGAUUACAUAGGCUCACAAGCACAAUACCUUACUACAUUAAUGGCCAUUACUCAGACUGGGAAAGUUGAAUCCAACCAACACGGAGAGAGACUCAGAAGGGUUGAAAUGGCUUUGGAGGCUCUGAGGAAUGUAAUAAAACACAAUCCAGGUUCGGAGUGUGAAUGCAUAGGUCACUUUAAGUUAAUAUUCUCCCUUCUGCGUGUCCAUGGAGCAGGUCAGGUGCAACAGUUGGCUCUGGAGGUGGUGAACAUAGUGACUAGUAACCAAGAAUGUGUUAACAAUAUUGCAGAAGCCAUGGUUCUUUCUAACUUAUUAGCCCUCCUGCAUUCAUUACCUUCAAGUCGACAGCUUGUUCUUGAAACUCUGUAUGCUUUGACAUCCAGUACCAAAAUAGUUAAGGAGGCAAUGGCAAAAGGUGCUUUAAUUUACCUACUUGAUAUGUUCUGCAACUCAACCCAUCCACAGGUUCGAUCUCAGACAGCAGAACUUUUUGCUAAAAUGACAGCAGAUAAGCUGGUGGGCCCAAAGGUUAGAAUUAUCCUUAUGAAGUUCCUACCUGGUGUCUUUAUGGAUGCGAUGAGAGAUAAUCCUGAAGCUGCUGUUCACAUUUUUGAAGGAACACAUGAAAAUCCAGAGUUAAUAUGGAAUGACAACUCCAGAGAGAAAGUGUCUACAACUGUUCGUGAAAUGAUGCUCGAGCACUUUAAACUGCAGAGGGACAACCCUGACACUAACUGGAAGUUACCGGAAGACUUUGCAGUGGUGUAUGGCGAAGCAGAGGGUGAAGUUUCUGUAGGUGGUGUCUUCCUGAGGAUCUUCAUUGCCCAGCCGGCCUGGGUUCUACGGAAACCUAGAGAAUUUCUCAUUGCACUGUUAGAAAGAUUCACUGAACUACUGGAGAAGAACAACCCCCAUGGGGAAGCAUUAGAAACUGUAACGACAGCAACUGUGUGCCUCUUUAGUGCUCAGCCUCAGCUAGCAGACCAAGUCCCUCCUCUUGGUCAUCUUCCCAAGAUUCUCCAGGCCAUGAAUCACAAGAACAAUGCCAUUCCUAAAAGUGCCAUGCGUGUCGUACACAUACUGUCUGAUAAUGAGCUCUGUGUUCGUUCAAUGGCAGCACUAGAGACCAUUGGCCCUGUGAUGAAUGGAAUGAAGAAAAGACCAGAUACUAUUGGCGUAGCCUGUGAAGCCCUCAAUCGGAUGUUUCAAAAAGAACAAAAUGAUCUAGUAGUCCAAGCCUUGAAAGCAGACCUGGUGCCGUAUCUCCUAAAGCUGCUUGAAGGAAUUGGUCUUGAGAAUCUGGAAAGCCCUUCAGCCACAAAAGCUCAGAUUGUGAAAGCCUUGAAAUCUAUGACUCGCAGUCUACAGUAUGGCGAGCAGGUGAAUGAAAUCUUGUCCCGGUCCUCUGUGUGGAGUGCCUUCAAAGAUCAGAAACACGACUUGUUCAUUUCUGAGACUCAAACAGCAGGAUACCUCACAGGACCUGGAGUUGCUGGCUACCUUACUUCAGGGAGGUCUACGUCUGUUAUGCCCAGCGUCCCACCUCCGGUAGACCACGAAGCUAGAGAUACCAGCUAAAGGACAUGAAAUGCUGGUGAAAAAGACUCCAAGGUAGACGGGCUAGUGAUGAGGAAGGCCCCAUUCCUUGGUCUAAACACAUUCUGCCUGUCUUUCCAGUUUCAUUACAGUGUUAUUCCUUUUUCUAUGAAUAUAUUUUUUUUAGAAGAAAAAGUUCAGAAAUCUAUCACAUUGUAACAUAAGAAGAAAGUACUCUGUGGAUCAGCCUAAAUGGGUACACAAGAAUUUUUUUUCUUGCUGUACGGAAGCACAUUUUGUUCCUUUAUAUUUUUGUUUACAAGACUGUGAAUCAAACACUUUUCCUAGUUUUUUGUAUUUUAUGAACUAGCAUGACUGGAGUUGAACUACAGUCUCGAAGAAUUGGGCUAAAUCACUUGAUCCUCCCAACCUCACUAGAAGAACAUUUCCCUUACUAUUCUCCAAGUUGGAUGUGAUCAUCCUCCCUAAACUUGACUGACUUGGUGUUUGCCUAUGUCUUCAAUCAUUAACAUUACCUUCAUGAAACCUUAUGAGAUAUUUGUAUGUAUAACUGGCUUUACCAAAUUGAAAAAUUAAAAAGCAGCAAAAAACUAUUUAAAAAUGAUGUUAACACGUUAUAUAAAAGCAUAGUGUAAUUGUGAUAUGUUCUAUACAUUAUCCAGUAUAUAAAACUUUCUAUAUUGAAUGUACAUUAUACAGAUCAUUCAUAUGUACAUAAAAUUUUAAAAAAUAAAGGGAACUGAAAGCCUUGUUAAUGA
Molecule: messenger RNA, 7719 nt
Organism: Hemicordylus capensis (graceful crag lizard)
Lineage: Eukaryota; Metazoa; Chordata; Lepidosauria; Squamata; Cordylidae
Gene: DNAJC13
Product: DnaJ heat shock protein family (Hsp40) member C13
Exons: 58
Coding region: 245-6982 (2245 amino acids)
Biological process (GO): regulation of early endosome to late endosome transport; endosome organization; receptor-mediated endocytosis
Cellular component (GO): endosome membrane
Source: RefSeq, a predicted model, not a curated record